Messenger RNA from Phaethon lepturus (White-tailed tropicbird), 1517 nucleotides. Its product is annotated as inosine-5'-monophosphate dehydrogenase 2-like. The record is from RefSeq and is a predicted model, not a curated record. Gene Ontology annotation, cellular component: cytoplasm. Gene Ontology annotation, molecular function: IMP dehydrogenase activity. NCBI's taxonomy places the organism in Eukaryota, Metazoa, Chordata, Aves, Phaethontiformes, Phaethontidae. Gene Ontology annotation, biological process: GTP biosynthetic process.
CUGACGGGGGGAAUCGGGUUCAUCCACCACAACUGCACCCCGGAGUUCCAGGCCAAUGAAGUGCGGAAGGUGAAGAAAUACGAGCAAGGAUUCAUCACAGACCCUGUGGUGCUGAGCCCCAAUGACCGAGUGCGAGAUGUAUUUGAAGCAAAAGCUCGUCACGGAUUCUGUGGAAUUCCCAUCACGGACAAUGGGAAGAUGGGGGGAAAGCUGGUUGGCAUCAUUUCAUCUCGAGAUAUUGAUUUCCUGAAAGAGUCGGAGCAUGACUUGCCGCUCGGCGAGAUUAUGACAAAGCGGGAGGAUCUUGUUGUGGCCCCGGCUGGUGUAAUGCUGAAAGAAGCGAAUGAGAUUCUGCAAAGGAGUAAAAAAGGCAAGCUGCCAAUUGUUAAUGAAGAUGACGAGCUGGUGGCUAUAAUUGCACGCACUGAUCUCAAGAAGAACCGGGACUACCCUCUGGCUUCUAAGGAUUCCAAGAAGCAGCUGCUCUGUGGUGCUGCUAUUGGGACCCACGAAGAUGACAAGUAUCGGCUGGACCUCCUGGUGCAGGCUGGCGUGGAUGCAGUAGUGCUGGAUUCCUCUCAGGGGAACUCCAUCUUCCAGAUCAAUAUGAUAAAAUAUAUUAAGGAGAAAUAUCCCAACCUACAAGUUAUUGGAGGAAAUGUUGUGACUGCUGCUCAGGCCAAGAACCUCAUUGACGCAGGGGUUGAUGCCCUGAGAGUCGGCAUGGGCAGUGGCUCCAUCUGCAUCACGCAGGAAGUGCUGGCGUGCGGCCGCCCCCAGGCCACGGCAGUAUACAAGGUGUCCGAAUACGCCAGGAGAUUUGGCGUCCCCGUGAUUGCAGACGGAGGGAUCCAGACGGUUGGGCACAUUGCAAAGGCCCUCGCACUGGGGGCCUCCACAGUGAUGAUGGGCUCUCUCCUGGCUGCCACCACAGAGGCCCCAGGCGAGUACUUCUUCUCGGAUGGAAUUAGGCUGAAGAAAUACCGUGGCAUGGGCUCACUAGAUGCCAUGGACAAAAACUUGGGCAGCCAGAACCGGUAUUUCAGUGAGACAGAUAAAAUCAAAGUGGCCCAGGGGGUCUCCGGUGCAGUGCAGGACAAGGGCUCUAUCCACAAGUUCAUUCCGUACCUGAUUGCUGAAGAUAUUGGUGCCAAGAGCCUGACCCAAGUCCGAGCCAUGAUGUACUCUGGAGAACUGAAGUUUGAGAAGAGGACGACAUCUGCCCAGGUGGAAGGAGGGGUGCAUGGCCUCCACUCGUAUGAGAAGCGCCUCUUCUGAAGGAGGUCUGUCUGUUUCCGUCAUCGUGCCACUCAGCCCUGUGCCACCCCGCGCGGGAGCUGCUCUUGCUGCAGAAGUGCCAUUACGCUGUGGGCUGCCUGGAGCUCCCUCUGUCCCUUGGCUGCUUCAUCCCCACCCAAGAGGGCCUACCUACCACCCAGGCGCAGUGAUCCUGGCUGGCACCUGGAGCCUUGCACGCAUUGGUCGUGUUUUACAAUAAAAGAGGAAAAGAUGUGCAA